Molecule: messenger RNA, 1546 nt
Organism: Folsomia candida
Lineage: Eukaryota; Metazoa; Arthropoda; Collembola; Entomobryomorpha; Isotomidae
Product: zinc finger protein 888-like
Exons: 4
Coding region: 213-1076 (287 amino acids)
Biological process (GO): regulation of transcription by RNA polymerase II
Cellular component (GO): nucleus
Molecular function (GO): DNA-binding transcription activator activity, RNA polymerase II-specific; RNA polymerase II cis-regulatory region sequence-specific DNA binding
Source: RefSeq, a predicted model, not a curated record
AAAAAUGCAACCUUUUUCACGUGACACGAACGAACAUUUAAUUUAGCAUUAGCCAUUUAUAUACUAUUUACUUUAGUUCACUUAGAUACUUCCCUCAAGCAUAAGUUUACAUCACGCACGAUACUAAAUUGAAUUUGGUUAAGCACUUGGUGCUCCAAACUUAACAAACGACUAAUUCAAAGUGGAUCUGAAAAAAGUGGGAUCGCUCAAAAAUGUUAACAACGGAUACCGAAUUGACGAAACACACCGAUCCCGACGCCAAGGUCAAAUGCGAGAUUUGCGGCAUUACUUGCAAAAACAGACACGCCUUAUCUUCCCACAAGUGGAGGCUUCACACUAACCGGAAGCGACCAACCUGUGACACGUGUCAUCAGGUGUUUUCAAACGCGACCAACUUACGGAACCAUAUUAAAGCCGUCCACAGCACGAAGGAACGACCCCGUUUCCCAUGUAGAUUUCCCAACUGUGACAAAACCUACCUACGCAAGAGCGAUUUUACGAGACACAUGAAGACUGAGCAUGCCCAGAAUCCCAGAUUUCCCUGCACGCUUUGCAGACAAGAAUUUAAAUCGAGUUCUCACCUUGGGCGUCACAUAUCCACCCAGACGACGGAGAAGACCUUCAAUUGUGCCACGUGUGAGAAGAGCUUUUCCGAGAAAUGUGGGAAGACGCGUCACGAGAUAAGACAUUUGAGCAAAUCGGCCCGAGACGUGUCAAACUGCCACAUCUGUCCUCAGACCUUCUUAAGCAGGAUUACCUUACAACGCCACAUCCGAAUUGUGCAUGAAAAUGAGAGGAAUUACGCGUGCACAUUGUGUGAUAAGAGGUGCUCAAACUCAGGGAACUUGAAGCGUCACGUGGAGGCGCGACAUGCCACGAAUAAAGAGAAGAUCUAUUCCUGCGACAAAUGCAAGUACAGAACCCACUCGAAAGGUUAUUUGGCCGCUCACCGAAGACGACACAAUGCCGUGAGGCAUAAAUGUUACUUCUGUGUGAAAAAAUUCGUCGCUUUUCAAGCAUUGGCCAGACAUUGUCGAGUUCACACUUUGGAAAAGUCAAAAUACUUAUCUAUUUAAUGGGCAUAUCAAGAAUGGUAAUUUAAUAAAUUUUACGAAAUUGUCGAUAUUUGGCAAAAGCCGUUUCGUUGAGAACCAUGGGAUUUUAGUUACUGGACAAGUUCUUAAUUCGCUAGAAUAUUAGAAAUAUUAUAUUUCCGAAUACUCCUUUUCCAACGGUUGGAUAAACGUGGUGGGUAUAGACCCACCAUGGGGAUAAAUUUUGUACAAAUUUGUUGUGACCACAAUUAGAUAAAUUUUACGCAGUUGUCAUUUCAUUUAUUCAACCACUGGGCAAAUUUUGGUUCUUUUUAAAUUCAGAGUGUAUCGGUUUAUACUAAUUUGUUUACUAGCAUUACGUAUGUAUGUAUGUAUUUUAUUAUGAAGUCGUAUCAUUAAUUAGUACAAAUAUUGUAUUACGUAUGUAAAUAAUUCAAUAAGCAUAAAUACUUACAAUUAAUAAUUAAUUAAUAACAUCAUAAAGCACAAUA